CUUUGGCAUUUAAAGACUUGGUCCUCCCUUAGAAAUUUUUUAAGCUUUCACCACCGUAAACUGCGCAUUCUAGCAAUUGAUCUACUACUGCUAUCAUCAUUCGUUAUGCCGUUGCCUUCAGAGCCACUUGUUCUACGCGGCGGUUGCAACUGCACUGCUGUACGUUGGCGUAUGUCGCUCCCGGAAGCCAGCAAGCGGGUUGCGAAUCCGUAUCAUACGCCAGGGACGGAUAUUGGGGAUGUACGCCUUCCCACGGCAGUUCUCUGCCAUUGCGACGGCUGCCGGGCAGCUAUGGGCUCUCUCGGUGCUUAUGGGUUCACCUCGGAUAUGGCACUGCUCGAGUUGUCUAUUCUUCCAAGGACCUCAGUUCCCGAAAAGGAGAAAGGCAAAGACGAUGACACACGACCGCCAUAUGUCCCAGCCACCAGCUUGAUGGAUGAUCCCGCCGUGAUCAGCAGCAGUGAUUUAUGGUUGACGCACUAUGAGUCCUCACCGAAGCGCGAUCGCUUGUUCUGUGGACGAUGUGGCUCACAAAUUGCUGUUGCAGCCUCAAAAGAUGCCAUUCCACCAGAGUGGGGUUGGCCUCGGGUAGUGAACAUCUGGGCGGGUACGUUGGAUCGCGACAUGCUCGAAAACGAUUGGUGUCGACCUGACCAUAUCAUGGAUUGCUCGAUAGCCAUCCCUUGGAUUCGGGACCAUGUCAAGAAUGGUGCUAGGGAUGCUCAGGAGCACCCUUUCAUUAUGAUUGAUUGGCACAUGACGGAUGAUUUUCGGCCUCAUAUCGAGAUGCUAAAGCAGAUGGGAGUGACUCUGGAUGUUACAAUGUGGAAGUAAGAAUUAGAUCGAUUUGAAGGUGGAUUGGCGGAUGUCACUAGGUUUUGAGUUCCCAAUCAAGCAGAACUUCGAAAAACCACGAUCGGUAGCUACCCAAAU
Molecule: messenger RNA, 933 nt
Organism: Mollisia scopiformis
Lineage: Eukaryota; Fungi; Ascomycota; Leotiomycetes; Helotiales; Mollisiaceae
Exons: 1
Coding region: 106-834 (242 amino acids)
Source: RefSeq, a predicted model, not a curated record